Messenger RNA from Colletotrichum destructivum, 553 nucleotides. RefSeq lists its product as uncharacterized. The record is from RefSeq and is a predicted model, not a curated record. NCBI's taxonomy places the organism in Eukaryota, Fungi, Ascomycota, Sordariomycetes, Glomerellales, Glomerellaceae. The transcript is spliced from 2 exons. Bases 1 to 531 code for a protein of 176 amino acids.
AUGCCCGAACUCUAUCCGGCGACAACAGACAACAGCACCGGCGCUCUGCGUGAUACGGGGCUCGCGAAAGAAAUAACAACUGCAUGUCCCCCCUUCCAAAAUUUCCAUUCCCCUCGUACGUUCGACACUACAGAAAUAUCUCUGCCUCUUUUGAUAUCCUCUGUCAGACAAGCACCAGAAAAGCACCGUAUCGCAUCUAUCGGGACACCCUACCAAACAACUGGACCAGCCAUCCACACUCUCUCUAUCUCCAACCACCACCAACCACAACGAACCCCAGCCUGGGCCCUCCUCUCUCCCUCCUACCUCUCUCCUACAGGAUCAGCACACCGGCACCCGACCACGUCCACACCCACCUCCACUAACAAGGCUCCUGCGGCAGGGGUAAGGGCGCCAAUCUGCUUGUUUGCCGCUCUCGACCGUUGCGUCACCGGGGACAUUUCCCUCACUCUCGCUCUCUCUCGCCGCUCUCGAAUUUCCUCUUGGCCGUUGAGAGUCUGGAUCGAGCGCCAUUUUCCCAAAGACAAGUGACUGGCAGACUGCAGAAGCACUU